UAACUUUGUAUCUUCAAACACUUUUUAGAUCAUGCAGAGCGUGACAAUGACAGACGAUGAGCUGAGGCAGGUCGUCCAAGGUCCAGGCGACGUCGAAUGGAGAUACGAGAUGCGCAGAGAAUGCCAACAGAUUCUCCCAGGUCUUCUACUGGGUCCCUUUGUCGCAUCAAAAUCUCUUCCAACCCUCCGCUCUCUCAACAUCUCACACAUCGUAUGCAUACGCGAUGCCAAGGAGGCUUUCUCUGUCAAACCCCGGUUUCCGGAACACUUUACCUAUUUGACGCUAGACGUGGAGGACAACGAGGAGCAGAAUCUGAUUCGUCUGUUUCCGGGAGCGAAGCAGUUCAUUGACACGGCGAUUGCUCAAGGAGGGCGGGUUCUAGUUCAUUGUAACGGAGGAAUUAGUUUAUCACCAGCAUUCGUGGUGAUGUUCGUCAUGCAACAUUAUCAACUUUCAUGGGAGGAUGCUCUUCACAUGGUUCAAAAUCGCCGCUAUUGCAUAUCACCCAAUGGUGGGUUUUUAACGCAAAUAAAGGAAUAUGAGGCAAUCUACAAAGCAAGUCUGGCCGUCGCAUCUUACCCAACCGUUCAACGGAGUGUUUCGCGCCGCAAACGGUCAGACGACGAUGACGACGACGAAGACACCAGGGACGAGGACCGCAAGCGGCCGUUGGUAAAAAAUGACUCUGAGGAAUUUGAUCCAAAUGCGAUGGAGACGUCAUGAUCCUGAACAUCUACACCAACGCCUAUCCCUCCGUCGCUUGCAUUUCAAGAUUCUUUUCUCUAUUUAUGUUCAUACCCUACCCAUGUAUCGUUUGCUGUGAAUCGCUCUAAUAUCACAAUGAUUUUAUCUUUGCUUUCUC
Molecule: messenger RNA, 863 nt
Organism: Laccaria bicolor S238N-H82
Lineage: Eukaryota; Fungi; Basidiomycota; Agaricomycetes; Agaricales; Hydnangiaceae
Exons: 6
Coding region: 32-724 (230 amino acids)
Biological process (GO): negative regulation of SCF-dependent proteasomal ubiquitin-dependent catabolic process; protein dephosphorylation; regulation of ERK1 and ERK2 cascade
Cellular component (GO): cytoplasm; nucleoplasm
Molecular function (GO): protein tyrosine/serine/threonine phosphatase activity; F-box domain binding
Source: RefSeq, a predicted model, not a curated record